GCUCUUACUCAUUUGAAUCUAGGUGGAGCUCCCUUCCUCCCUCCGGUGACUGCCCUGAUCAAAAAGCUUUUCUCAAAGACAUGCACACAGGCUCAUGAAUACACACAUUCACUUUUAAGGAGCUUUGCAAGAACACCCUUUGCUUUGUGUUGCUGAGUCAGUAGCAGAGACAGCUCUUCUCCCCCAGCCAUCCUCCCGUGAGCCUGCUGGCUGCCCCAGAAGAUGGUGAAGUACGGCCUCGACUACACACGGUGCAGAUGGAUCCUACCUCUGCUUCUGGGCAUAGGCGUCAUCUUUGGUAUCAUCGCACUAGCAGGCAGGGGCUGGUUGGAAUCGCAGACCUUGCCCUAUGUGCAGCGGGCAUCGUUAUGGGAAAGCUGUCAGAGACCUAAUGCAGAUGGAGAAUGGAUCUGCGAGUCCCUCAUGAAUUAUGCUUGGGGAAGAGCUGCUGCUGCCACAUACCUUGUUGGCUUUAUACUUCUAGUCAUCUGCUUUGCUCUGGCCAUCAUAGCAUUUGCCAUUGAUACACUCCGGUUCAACUUCAUAAGAGGGAUUGGCGGCUUGCUUUUUGUCGCUGCUGUGUUCUCCGUCAUGGGCCUGGUCAUUUAUCCUGUAAAGUUCUCAACUGAGAUUAAAAUGACAGGAAUCAAUAUGUUCAGCUGGGCCUAUGGCUUUGGCUGGACCACUGCCAUUAUGGAAAUAUGCUUGGGAUUCUUCUUCUGCUGCCUUCCUAACUAUGAAGAUCAAGUCUUGGGUAAUGUGAAGCCCACAUAUUUUUACUCUUCCCCAUAAACACCAGAAAAAAUGCAUUUGUAUUCCAGAGAUAUUUGACAGAUCAUCUAAAUUUUCCAGAAUAUCAUCAUUGGAUGUUAGUAGAAAAGGCUGGAAACUUUUUAAAUGUAUGUAGAAAAACAGUACUGGCAUUUUACAAUAAAGUUAUCUGCUCUAUUCUGGACCUUCAUAUCUGAGGUGGGUUGCUUAGAUUAAGUCUAAACGUUUUAAAACCUUGUGUUUCCUCAUUCAUGCCCAUUAGUGAGGGUGUUUAUGGAUUCCGUUAUAUAUUACAUGCAUUUGUAUUUCCAAUUAAAUUCAGAAAAUAUUUUUAAAUCUUCAGUAAACCAAACAACAUAUAUCAUCUUCCGGAAGCAAAGCAGCUCACAAUAACCCUAUUUUGUCUAUAUCAGCUUAGUUUAACCUGAAGAUUUUGUGUGUUUUUUCAAGAGCCAAAUAUUUUUAUCCAUCAUCUGCCAAAGUAGUAAAUUAGGUAAAUUAGCCAGCCAGCACUUCAUAGCUUUGCUUCCUUUUUUCAUUCAAUAAUUUAAGGUACAGGCACAGAGCAAGAUAAGACAGAGAGAAACCCCCCUGCCCCCACCAAAGCCAGCACUCUAACUUGGAAUAUAAGUAUUUAUUUUGGAAUAUUUGUAAGAGUAAGCAAUAACCAUCAGUAAUCCAGGCAUCCUUAAAAAUCCUGGCAUGCCAUUACUGGAACCAGCCCAGACCAGGCCAAAGGAGAGGGGAUUUCAAGCCAUCCCUGCACAGUACAGAUUUGGGUUGAAGAGGCUCCUGGUGUGUCCUUCUUCAGGGGCAUCUGCCUUUUAAUCCAUUAUAUCAAAAUCUGUGGCUUUAAAAUCUCUCUUAUACUAUUCCAGCUCUUUUAUUCAGAAUGAAAGGAAGUCAGGAAGGACUUAAACAGAUGUAUGAUUCCCCUCAGCCAUCUAGGUAUACAUUAGGAGUAGAAACAAGUAGCAGCUAUCUGUAGAAGUUUGAAUUUAGAUAUGAAACAUUUGUGCAAAGACCCCUUUUUCAUUAGUCUGUUGUUUUUAAGUACUCUAAGAGCAGAAAGUAUGUAUUUUAAUGCAUAAUUGUAAAAUGCACAGAUAUGCCCUACCAUCUCAUACAAAGACUCUCAUAGUAAGAAGAAAUCACAUCAUGAAAUACCUUUUUGUAUCUUAUACUCCACAGUGCUCCAAAUAUUAGUAUAUUGCAAACAAUAGAGUAUACUCAAGAUCAUGCUGCUUUCUGCCUUGCAUAUCCUAACUUUAAAAUGUUCCAUUUCUUCUGUUAAGUGAAAAAGAUGGAUAAUUCUGUUAUGUGUAAAAAGAAGUCCCAUUGAAAUCAUUAGCUAGAGAGGCUUAUUAUCUUGUAACUCAUCUCCAAUUUUUUAAUAAUCCAUACUUUAUGAAAAGUGCCAUACCAAAUGUUCUUUACUGCAAAGAAUAAGGGGUAGAAAAACAUUUUAGUAAGCUUUGGGUAGCUAAAAUUAAUAAAAGCACAGGACUUAAUCUUUUUUUCCAGCAAUUAGCUCCACUCACUUCUAGGGAGUUACUUUUAACUUUGAUCAAUAAACAUGAGAGGAGUGUCAGACCAAUGUGGAGUGUAUACACACCAGAGAAUAGUUAGACCAGAGCUUGCAAAUACAUUAAAAAGAUGUUUCCUAUUUGGAAAGAAAUGAAAAUAAAAUAGAGCUGGGGAAGUAGUUGGUAUAAAGUGGCUUGCAAUUCUUUAUGCAAUGUUAUCUGAUCAGAAAGAAAUCUAUCACAAAUCUUUUUCUUAUGCUUAUUAUACCCAAUAAAUGAUGGUAUCUAUGUACUGUU
This is a messenger RNA of Dromaius novaehollandiae (emu), 2594 nucleotides long. Its product is annotated as p53 apoptosis effector related to PMP-22-like. The record is from RefSeq and is a predicted model, not a curated record. The transcript is spliced from 3 exons. Bases 223 to 792 code for a protein of 189 amino acids. NCBI's taxonomy places the organism in Eukaryota, Metazoa, Chordata, Aves, Casuariiformes, Dromaiidae. Gene Ontology annotation, cellular component: membrane; cell-cell junction. Gene Ontology annotation, biological process: cell-cell adhesion.